CGUUAUAAUGGGACGUCACAUAAUCGUUCAAGGACCCACAUAAAGCUUUAUUGACUGUGAAGAUAUCACACACAUUCAUGUUAUAUUCAACCUGCAUGUUAACCGUACAUUUUGUUUUUUAGGAACAGAACUCUAAAAGACCACGAAAUUGUGCACACUGUGGAAAGACCCUUAACUCAAGUUUCCUCGAAUGAAUGCGAGAUGAAACAGAGGGAUAGUGAAGAAGCACGUGAUGGAACAAACAGGCCUUCAUGCUUCAAGGGAAGGCUGUCCUGCGUCCUGACACAUCUUAUAGCUGUAGCCUUAAAUGCACUACUUAUGUUAGACACCUUUCAUUUGCCUAUGGCACUGCAUAAUGCGAGCCACAAAGGGAGGGAUAAAACAGUGAUAUUCAAGCACGUCACUGGUCCACACCAUACUCCAUGAUGAGGCACAAAGCACUGACCAGGAGAUUUGACUGUCAAGUACAGUUGGAAGCAGUUCACAAACUUGAGCUCCCUCGUGAUGUAAAAGUGAUAGUUUUGGAUGUAGCAAGUGAAUCCGAGGACAGGGAAGAUCUUGAAGUAAUCUGUUUCUUGCACGACACACUGCUGAAGGGUGAACUGUUACCAGGCUCUGUGGCGAACAAUGACCAUCUCACCAGGAUCAGCAGAAACAUGCAUGAGAAGAAACUGACACUGACUGGAAUAACUAGUAAACUAUGGCUUCAGUACCUGUCUAUGGUUGACAUAAUAUAAUGGAAUGCUUUCUGAAGGCUGAGAGAACUGGAAACUGACUUCUUCGCCUGUCAGCUGUACAUAUCUUGCUGUAGCUGGACACAACUUGUAUACAAACUCCGCCUAUCUGUACCUGCAACACACUUGACAAAAGGAAUUCCGUUGUCCACAAAAGCUUCUUGGAUGGACACCGUGUUGUGAGACGAAGCAACAGAUACUGACCUGACAAUUGAUCAGACUUGAUCAUGACUGAGCAGACUCUGGUGCAGGUGGGCUCACUUGAGGGACAGUGAUAACAGUCACAACGUGUAAAGUGGGUGCUUUCCAUGCCAGCAUGUUGUCAUAUGAAGCUUCAUGCAGGAAGUCACUGGCACUCUACGAUCUACGAGCGAUCAGCACACAGACUUGGGAUCCACACGAUCUAGAAACUAUACCGAUGUUUUCCUUGUCUGGGUUUGGUGACCAAUCACAGUUGAAAUGGGCUGGUUUCAACAAAGAAUUUGAUCCAAUGUUUGCCAGUGAUUACUCACCAUCGAAAGGACCUGGUUUCAGGAGAGAAUUUGAUCCAGUGUUUGCCAGUGAUUACUCAUCAUCGAAAGGACCUGGUUUCAGGAGAGAAUUUGAUCCAAGGUUUGCCAGUGAUUACUCACCAUCGAAAGGACCUGGAUUCAGGAAAGAUAUCUCUCCUGUGAAGCCAUCCAACAGACAGGGCAAGAAGGCGCUGAAGGCCUCAAUACAGAAACUGGCCUCGCCCACCCACCCCACUGUGUCGCCUAGACUCCCUGACCUGCAUCCCAGUAGAAGUGGGUCUCGGAGCAGACACUUGCAGCCCAGUUUUCAGCGCCUUGAAGCCCAGCUGCGAUCUGUGUCGUUUUCCCACGGCGGACUGUUGAACGUUGUGAGGAAACGCACAGAAGACAUGGUGAACAUCAACAAAGAAAUGAUCCAAUUGAUGCGUGCCAGGGACGAGGUCAUGAUUCAACUUAAAAAUGGACUCCUCGAGGCAAUUCAUUGCAAUCAGUUCCUUCGAUCAAACUUCAAACAGCAGUAUCAUCAACAGCCCCAGCCCCAGCAGUAUUCACACAACCCGCCACCAUCUACCACUGCGUCUUCCACUAAACCUAAGCCACCUACCCCACCUCCAAAGCCAGUGAUAACAAAGCAAAUGCAGACUCUUCAAGAUGAUUCAGAGGUUGAAUUCUUGUUUGAGGAGAAGGCGACUGAAGAACAAGUCGCACGAGCACGGAAGUUCUUGUUACCCGAUCACUUCUACUUGUACGAGAACAAACCACCCUGCCCCGGCUGCAUUGGUUGUGAAGACGAAGAUCGCGACAAAGAUACAACUGAUGCCAGCUUAUCAGAGCUGUUUCAGAGAAUGAAACUUGUUUGAUAUGUUGUGAAUACAGGGAUUAUAGAGGUGGUGUCGUAUUAACAUGGGUAACAAUUCGUUAAAGCGUUACAUUUUGUUUCAUGAUUAUAGCCCUUUUUCAACAAGCCAUAAACCACUUUAUCUAUGGACACAAUUUUGUGGGGAUAGUUUCAUAAUCAACACCAAUACUAGUAGAUAUAUUGGAUCUUGGUAAUAGUUUCAUAAUCAACACCAAUACUAGUAGAUAUAUUGGAUCUUGGUAAUAGUUUCAUAAUCAAAACCAAUACUGGUAUAUAUAUUAAUUAUUGGUGAUAGUUUCAUAAUCAACACCAAUAUUGGUAGAUAUAUUAGAGAUAGUUUUAUAAUCAACACCAAUAGUAGUAGAUAUAUUGGUGAUAGUUUUAUAAUCAACACCGAGACUAGUAGAUAUAUUGGUUAUUGGUGAUAGUUUUAUAAUCAACACCAAUACUAGUAGAUAUAUUGGUGAUGGUUUAAUAAUCAACACCAAUACUACUAGAUAUAUUAGGGAUAGUUUCAUAAUCAACACCAGUACUAGUAGAUAUAUUGGUGAUGGUUUCAUAAUCAACACCAGUACUAGUAGAUAUAUUGGUGAUGGUUUCAUAAUCAACACCAGUACUAGUAGAUAUAUUGGUGCUGUUUUUAUAAUCAACACCAAUACUAGUAGAUAUAUUAGGGAUAGUUUUAUAAUUAACACCAAUACUAGUAGAUAUAUUGGUGAUGGUUUCAUAAUCAACACCAAUACUAGUAGAUAUAUUGGUGAUGGUUUCAUAAUCAACACUAAUACUAGUAGAUAUAUUACUAGAGAUAGUUUUAUAAUCAACACCAAUACUAGUAGAUAUAUUGGUUAUUGGUGAUAGUUUUAUAAUCAACACCAAUACUAAUAGAUAUAUUGGUCAUGGUUUUAUAAUCAACACCAAUAGUAGUAGAUAUAUUGGUUAUUGGUGAUAGUUUUAUAAUCAACACCAAUACCAGUAGAUAUAUUGGUGAUGGUUUAAUAAUCAACACCAAUACUAGUAGAUAUAUUAGGGAUAGUUUCAUAAUCAACACCAGUACUAGUAGAUAUAUUGGUGAUGGUUUCAUAAUCAACACCAAUACUAGUAGAUAUAUUGGUGAUGGUUUCAUAAUCAACACCAAUACUAGUAGAUAUAUUAGUGAUGUUUUUAUAAUCAACACCAAUACUAGUAGAUAUAUUGGUGAUAGUUUCAUAAUCAACACCAAUACUAGUAGAUAUAUUGGUGAUAGUUUUAUAAUCAACACCAAGUACUAGUAGAUAUAUUGGUUAUUG
Messenger RNA from Gigantopelta aegis, 3391 nucleotides. RefSeq lists its product as uncharacterized. Lineage: Eukaryota; Metazoa; Mollusca; Gastropoda; Neomphalida; Peltospiridae. The transcript has 10 exons. Bases 1051 to 2106 code for a protein of 351 amino acids. The record is from RefSeq and is a predicted model, not a curated record.